AAAAGAACUGUGAGAGCAGAAACACUGCAGCCGUCUGCUCAAUAAAGUUUCUACUUUAAUACGCUCCGAUCACAACCAGAGGAGCAAGAGGAGGAGGAGAGGAGGAGGAGAGGAGGAGGAGAAGAUCGAUGGUUGGAUGGUCAGCAGCUGGAUAUGAGGACUGAGUCUGCGUGCCGGUUUUACAGCCAUCAGAUGAAGGGGAAGCACCUCGCCAUCAAGAAGAUGAACGAGAUCCAGAAGAACAUCGACGGCUGGGAGGGGAAGGACAUCGGCCAGUGCUGCAACGAGUUCAUCAUGGAGGGCACGCUGACCCGUGUGGGCGCCAAACACGAGCGCCACAUCUUCCUGUUCGAUGGCCUGAUGGUCUGCUGCAAGUCCAACCACGGCCCGCCGCGGCUGCCCGGCGCCGGCUCCGCCGCUGAGUACCGCCUCAAAGAGAAAUUCUUCAUGCGCAAAGUCCAGAUCAACGACAAGGACGACAAGGAGGGCGAGUACCGGCACGCCUUCGAGAUCAUCCUGAAGGACGGCAACAGCGUGGUGUUCGCCGCCAAGUCGGCAGAGGAGAAAAAUGGCUGGAUGGCAGCGCUGAUCUCGCUGCAGUAUCGCAGCACGCUGGAGCGCAUGCUGGACUCGGCCAUGCUGCAGGAAGAGAAGGAUGAGCAAGUGAGGCUGCCUGGUGCAGAGGUGUACCGCUUCGCCGAGGCCGACUCCGAGGAGAACGUUGUGUUUGAGGAGAACGUCCAGUCCAAGUCCGGGAUCCCCAUCAUUAAGGCGGGCACGGUCCUGAAGCUGAUCGAGAGGCUCACCUUCCACAUGUACGCAGAUCCAAACUUUGUGCGAACCUUUCUGACCACCUACAGGUCAUUCUGUAAACCUCAGGAGCUGCUGGACCUGCUCAUAGAGAGGUUUGAGAUUCCGGAGCCGAGGCUCAGUGAGGUGGAUCAGAUGGAGGGAGGAGAGCAGCCACUGAGUGCCGAACUCAAACGCUUCCGCAAAGAGUUUGUCCAACCUGUCCAACUCAGGGUGCUGAAUGUGUGUCGUCACUGGGUGGAGCAUCACUUCUAUGACUUUGAGAGAGACGCUCACCUGCUGAGACAACUGGAGGAGUUCAUCUCCUCUGUCAGAGGUAAGGCGAUGAGGAAGUGGGUGGAGUCCAUCACUAAGAUCAUCCAGAGGAAGAAGCAGGUACAGGUGAGUGCGCCCAGCCACAGCAUCACCUUCCAGAACUCUCCGCCCCCCAUUGAGUGGCACAUCUGCAAACCAGGAAACAGCGAGCUGUUCGACCUCAUGACGCUGCAUCCCAUCGAGAUUGGCCGCCAGCUCACCCUGCUCGAGUCCGACUUGUACAGAGCGGUGCAGCCAUCAGAGCUGGUCGGAAGUGUCUGGACCAAAGAAGACAAAGAGAUUCACUCCCCCAACCUGCUGAGAAUGAUCCGACACACCACCAACCUCACCCUGUGGUUCGAAAAGUGUAUCGUAGAAACAGAAAACCUGGAGGAACGAGUCGCCGUUGUGUCUCGGAUCAUCGAGAUCCUGCAGGUUUUUCAGGAACUCAACAACUUCAACGGUGUCCUGGAGGUGGUCAGUGCCAUGAACUCGUCUCCGGUGUACAGACUGGACCACACCUUUGAGCAAAUUCCGAGUCGGCAGAGAAAAAUCCUGGAGGAGGCUCACGAGCUGAGCGAGGAUCACUACAAGAAGUACUUAGCCAAACUGCGCUCCAUCAACCCCCCCUGUGUCCCCUUCUUUGGAAUCUACCUGACCAACAUCCUGAAGACGGAGGAGGGGAACCCGGACUUCCUGCGGCGCCACGGUAAGGACCUGAUCAACUUCAGUAAGAGGAGGAAGGUGGCGGAGAUCACGGGGGAGAUCCAGCAGUACCAGAACCAGCCGUACUGUCUGCGCGGUGAGAGUGACAUCAGGAAGUUCUUCGAGAACCUGAACCCGAUGGAGGACAUGUCCGAGAAGGACUUUGCAGACCACCUCUUCAACAAGUCUCUGGAGAUCGAACCUCGAAACGCCCGCUCCCUACCUCGCUUCGUAAGUGUCACCAUGACAACACAAACACGCCCCGCUUCAAAAGUGUCACCACGGCAACACAAACACGCACGUGUCACCACACUUACGAAGCGUUUAAAGUGA
Molecule: messenger RNA, 2142 nt
Organism: Plectropomus leopardus (leopard coralgrouper)
Lineage: Eukaryota; Metazoa; Chordata; Actinopteri; Perciformes; Serranidae
Source: RefSeq, a predicted model, not a curated record